UGGCAUGUUGGCAUGGCGACACCUGACGUCUGUGCGUCUAAAAACAGACCGAGGUCUCCGAGUGCAGCCGGCCUCAACGCGCUGCUUCUUCUCCUGGAUUUCUGUCUGACUUGAAAACAGUUCCUCUUCCUCAUGGAGAGUCUGGAGAAGCAGCUCAUCUGUCCCAUCUGUCUGGAGAUCUUCAGCAAGCCGGUGGUCAUUCUGCCAUGUCAACACAACCUGUGCCGCAAGUGUGCCAACGACGUGUUUCAGGCAUCUAAUCCUUACCUGUCCACGAGGAGCGGCUCCACCGUGACGUCCGGCGGCCGGUUCCGCUGCCCGUCCUGCCGACAUGAGGUGGUGCUGGAUCGCCACGGGGUCUACGGACUACAGAGGAACCUGCUGGUGGAGAACAUCAUCGACAUGUACAAGCAGGGGAGCACCAGCAGACCCGUCCCCGAGGAGAAGCAGGAGCAGCCGAUGUGUGAGGCACAUGAAGAGGAGAAGAUCAACAUCUACUGUGUGACCUGCAGCGUUCCCACCUGUUCUCUGUGCAAAGUGUUCGGAGCCCACAAAGACUGCGAGGUCGCUCCUCUGGACAACGUCUUCCACAAGCAGAAGGCUGAGCUCACUGACUGUAUCUCCAUGCUCGUUGGUAACAAUGAGAGGACUCAACUUGUCAUCAUUCAGCUGGAGGAAACCUGCACAACUGUCAACGAGAACGGUCGACGGCAGAAGUCAAAGGUGUGCGAGACGUUCGACCACCUGUUCGCUCUGCUGGAGGAGAAGAAAGGUGAGAUGACGCUGAGGAUCAGCUCUGAGCAGGAGGAGAAGCUGGACUACCUGAGAGGUCUGAGGCGGAGGUACGGCGAACACCUAGAGAGCACCGCCAAGCUGCUUGAGACCGCCAUCCAAGCCAUGGACGAGUCUGAGAUGGCCGUGUUCCUGCAGACCACCAAACCUCUGCUGCAGAAGAUCGUGGAGGGCACCAACACGUCCCACAUCGAUAAAGUCCAACACGGCUACGAGAACAUGGAGCACUUCACCGCCGACUUUGAGCUCCAGAGAAGAUCGCUGAUGAAGAUCGACUUCAGCACACAUGAGCAACAAGAUGUGGAGGAAGACAAAGCAGUGGAGGCCAGAGGGAGGAGCCAAUCAGCCAAUCAGCAGCCUCCUCUGUCUCCUGUGCAGCCCACAGCACUUCAGCUCCCGGCCACGCCCCCUCAGAGGGGCGUGGCCGGGAGCUCCGAGACUCCGCCCACCAUGACGCCAAUGACAAAACCACCAGCCUCGUUAACUAUCCAAGCCACGCCCCCGGCGCCCACCCCCUCCACAAGCACCGCCCCUCACUCUGAUCAGCAGCAUGAGGAGGACGGAGACGGUACGAAGCACGUCUUCUCGUUCAGUUGGCUCAACCAGAAGUAAAACCAGGACCUGAUGGGCCUCCAGUCUUCUUGUCUGCUUCCUCUAUUAUCCUCUAUUAUUUUGUAUCAGUGGUGGCUGGUCUACAGAAGACCAGCCUGAGAGAAGACCUGGUCUACAUAAGACCAGCCUGGCAGAAGACCUGGUCUACAGAAGACCAGCCUCUGCCAAAAACAAAAAUAAUUCCUUUUUAUUAAAAAGACAUUUUUACAAAUAUUCAGUAUUUGUGUUUUUCAAACGUGGAUUAUAUACCCAGUAAUAUUUUUCAGUUACAAUAUCAGCACAAAAUAUCUGCUUUCCCUGCAGGUCGUCUCCGCGGGUCCCAAAGAGGCGGGGCUUAGAAGCAGUUAGCCAAUAACUGAUGAAGUGGAUGAGUGACAUUAUAAUUUCUACGCUGCGCUCUGUCAGGUCUGAUCUUUACUACACGACAGUUAUAUCAUAUGAAUAUUUGAUAUAUAUAUUCAUAGUUUUAUACAUAUUAAUAUACUGAGUUGAAUGAAUAAGAAGUCUUUAUUAUGUUAAACCGUUGGAAUCAAUAGCUAGCUCCAUGCUAACGGUGAACAAUGUUUCCAUCUUCCUCCAUGAAUGUUCUCACGCAUGUUUGACCAAGUGAGACGUUUCAUUUCUUUAAAAAAAAAGCGUUUAGCACUGAAGGAAAUCUAUUCUUGAACUUUGUCAGGGACAAAUGAUGAAAUGAGUUUGUGGAAAUAAAUACUCAGUGACGU
This is a messenger RNA of Pungitius pungitius (ninespine stickleback), 2126 nucleotides long. RefSeq names its product E3 ubiquitin-protein ligase TRIM63-like. NCBI's taxonomy places the organism in Eukaryota, Metazoa, Chordata, Actinopteri, Perciformes, Gasterosteidae. The record is from RefSeq and is a predicted model, not a curated record. Gene Ontology annotation, biological process: protein ubiquitination. Gene Ontology annotation, cellular component: cytoplasm. Gene Ontology annotation, molecular function: ubiquitin protein ligase activity; zinc ion binding.